Molecule: messenger RNA, 741 nt
Organism: Lottia gigantea (owl limpet)
Lineage: Eukaryota; Metazoa; Mollusca; Gastropoda; Lottiidae
Exons: 4
Coding region: 1-741 (246 amino acids)
Biological process (GO): protein autoprocessing
Source: RefSeq, a predicted model, not a curated record
AUGACAGGACCAGCACCUCUUUCAAAAUGUUGUUUUCCUGGUCAGGAGACUUCCUUUGUUACAUUAAAAAAUGAUAAAAGAAGAAUAGAAGAUGUAGAAGUUGGUGAUGAAGUUAAAGUCAUUACAGAUCAGUUAGAAUUUAGAUACUCCAGAGUCUAUGCUCUGGGUCACAAGAAUAAAGAUAGAAAGACUAUGUUUAUUGAAUUAGGAACCGCGAGUAGUCGAAUACCAAUCAGUCCACGACAUUUCAUAAAAAUUUACGACAAUGGAAAUAUUAUUGAAAAAUUUGCUAAAGACGUGAAGAUUUGUGAUUGUUGUUUUCCUGGUCAGGAGACUUCCUUUGUUACAUUAAAAAAUGAUAAAAGAAGAAUAGAAGAUGUAGAAGUUGGUGAUGAAGUUAAAGUCAUUACAGAUCAGUUAGAAUUUAGAUACUCCAGAGUCUAUGCUCUGGGUCACAAGAAUAAAGAUAGAAAGACUAUGUUUAUUGAAUUAGGAACCGCGAGUAGUCGAAUACCAAUCAGUCCACGACAUUUCAUAAAAAUUUACGACAAUGGAAAUAUUAUUGAAAAAUUUGCUAAAGACGUGAAGAUCGGUGAUCUUGUUUAUGUUAUGAGGGAUGGUGAAACGGCAACUGAAGCAGUGUUAGAUACUAAAACUGUAUACAAGGCCAUAGAGGGUGAAUCCCAGAUUUUGGAUGGUGUUAUAAUCGUCAACAAUGUUCUAGUGAGCUACAAAAACUAA